AUUUGGACCCGGCCCUUAAUCAACGUAGUCUACAUACCUUUAGCGACAUGUGCAAACCGUACCUCAACGGCAAAAGGCGGCGGUUGCGGCGUCGAUUGGUUGCGUGACCGUCCCCGUUGCCUGUUCAUCGUCGGAUCGACCUGUUUCCGCCGUUUCUCUGUCGCACCAUCUACUGAAAACUUUUAAUGGCAACAAAAACCAUAAACGUCAACACCGAAGACAUUGAAGACGACUGUCUCUGUUCGGAGAUCACUACAAUUUGCUCUAUUCCUUUGGAACAGAAGGAUGUAGAAGAGACACAGUCGCUGGCUCUGAAUCGUCCAAAUGGGUACUUGAAAGGGGAGUCGCGCAUAGAGAGAGCGUGGUCUCAUUGGAAGAAGCUAGGCGAGCCCAAACUUAUAGUGGCACCAAUGGUUGACAACUCGGAGCUUCCUUUCCGUCUUCUAUGUCGAAAAUAUGGUGCAGAAGCGGCUUAUACUCCUAUGCUUCACUCGCGUUUAUUCAAUGAAGAUGAGAAGUAUCGGGCUAUGGAAUUUUCCACUUGCAAGGAGGACCGUCCACUUUUUGUUCAAUUCUGCGCAAACAAUCCAGACACUUUGCUGGAAGCAGCUCGAAAAGUUGAACCCUAUUGUGACUAUGUGGACAUCAACUUUGGGUGUCCUCAGCGGAUUGCAAAACGCGGGAAUUAUGGAGCUUUCCUCAUGGAUAAUCUCUCUCUGGUCAAGUCUCUGGUAGAAAAGUUGGCGAACAAUCUUAAUGUUCCGGUAUCAUGCAAAAUUCGAAUUUUCCCUAAUUUGCAAGAUACACUUAGUUAUGCAAAGAUGUUGGAGGAUGCAGGUUGUUCUCUCCUAGCAGUGCAUGGACGAACAAGGGAUGAAAAAGAUGGGAGGAAAUUCAGAGCCAAUUGGGAGGCCAUCAAGGCUGUCAGAAAUGUUGUUAGAAUUCCUGUCCUGGCAAAUGGUAAUAUAAGGCACAUCGAUGAUGUACACAGUUGCUUGGAAGAAACUGGUGCUGAUGGGGUACUUUCAGCAGAUCCUCUUCUUGAGAAUCCAGCCCUCUUUGCUGGGUAUCAAACUGCUGAAUGGGGUUUGGGUGUUGCAGGAAUGAAGGAAGACGAUAAGCUAGAUCAGGCUGAGUUACUGAUAGAAUAUUUGAGGUUUUGUGAGCGAUAUCCAGUGCCUUGGAGAAUCAUCCGUUCUCAUGUACACAAGUUGUUGGGAGAGUGGUUUAGGAUCCAGCCAAGUGUGCGAGAGGAUUUUAACAAACAAUAUAAACUCACCUUUGAAUUUCUUUAUGAUUUAGUGAACCGAUUAAAGGAACUUGGGGUGAGAAUACCACUUUAUGUGAAGGAUACUCAGCAGGCAGUAUCUGCAAAUUGACUUUGUUGCUCAAGUUCUGUUCUAAUCAGAAAGAUGGAGCCAGCUAUGGUGAAUCACCAGGUCAUUUUUUUUCACUCCAGCUCGUUCUUGAAAAAUGUUGUGUGCGCACUAAUGUUGGUCAGAGUAGGUGGAGGGUAAACGUAUCUCAACCUUUUACCUCAUGUUUUGUAUAAUUAUAUACUGACAUUUUUCUUGUAUCAUUGAGAUAAUUUACACACUUUUUUUC
Molecule: messenger RNA, 1605 nt
Organism: Solanum stenotomum
Lineage: Eukaryota; Viridiplantae; Streptophyta; Magnoliopsida; Solanales; Solanaceae
Exons: 3
Coding region: 186-1379 (397 amino acids)
Biological process (GO): tRNA processing
Molecular function (GO): tRNA dihydrouridine synthase activity; flavin adenine dinucleotide binding
Source: RefSeq, a predicted model, not a curated record